CUUGGCCGCUCCUUUCUCUGCCGGAUACCGCCUUGGGCUUCCGGAGCGGAGCCUCCAUUGUGUCCUGCGGGACAGGCUCGGUGGCGCUGGGCGUGCAGGGGUCCGGGCAUCGCCCCCUCCCCGCAGCGCCGAGGAGGAGCCGGGGGAGCAGAGCCGGGCCGCAGGGGAUUUUGGGGAGUGCCGAAGGAGGAACCCGCGUUGUCCCGGUGCUUCCUCCGGCCAUGGAGCCGUGGGUGCUGCUGGACCCGCGGCAGAAGGCUCUGUACCUCGAUGUGAUGCACGAGAGCUACGAGACCCUUAUGGCCUUGGCUCAGGGGCUGGUGAAUGAAAAGGCCGCGGAGAACGGAGCGUCGGAGAGCGGCGCUGGGCUGGCUCCGCGCUCAUCCCGCAGCCCGGAGCAGGAGAAGCCCCUGGGCUCCAACAGGCGCAAAGCGAAGCGCCCAGACCGAGCCGCGCCCCCCGCGGCCCCCAAGCCCCCCGUGCUCCCCCGGCUCGGCUGUGCCAAGCCCCUGCGCGGGAAGGGACCGGCCCGCGAGCGGCCCUUCGGCUGCGCCGACUGCGGGAAGAGCUUCCCGUGGGCCUCGCACCUGGAGCGGCACCGGCGCGUGCACACGGGCGAGCGGCCCUUCGGCUGCCCCGAGUGCGGCGAGACCUACAGCCAGAGCUCGCACCUGCGGCAGCACCGCCGCACGCACGCCGGCGACCGCCCGCACAAGUGCGGCGACUGCGGCAAGCGCUUCGCUGCCGCGGCCGAGCUGGCGGCCCACGGCCGCGGCCACGCCGCCGACAAACCGCACAAGUGCGGGGACUGCGGGAAGGGCUUCGUGUGGGCGUCGCACCUGGAGCGGCACCGGCGCGUGCACACCGGCGAGAAGCCCUUCGAGUGCCCCGAGUGCGGCGAGGCAUUCAGCCAGGCCUCGCACCUGGCCAAGCACCGCCGCAGCCACUCGGGCGAGCGGCCGCACCGCUGCCCGGCCUGCGGGAAGACCUUCUGCCAGAGCUCCGACCUGGCACGGCACCGGCGCGUGCAUCUGGGCAGGAAGGCCCUGCGCUGCGGGGACUGCGGGAAGCUGUUCCGGGCAGGGCCGGCGCUGGCGCGGCACCAGCGCUGCCACGGCCGGGAGCACUCGCACCGCUGCGCCGACUGCGGGAAGGGCUUCGUGUGGGCGUCGCACCUGGAGCGGCACCGGCGCGUGCACACGGGUGAGCGGCCCUUCCCCUGCAGCAGCUGCGGCGAGCGCUUCACCCAGAAGGUUCAUCUGCUGCAGCACUGCAAGACGCACUCGCCAGAGAGGCCCUACAAGUGCGGCGACUGCGGGAAGCGCUUUGGGGAAGCGCCGCCGUUCCUGGCGCACCAGCGCGGCCACGCCGUGAACAAGAGCCACACCUGCGGCGACUGCGGGAAGGGCUUUGCCUGGGCCUCCCACCUGGAGCGGCACCACCGCGUGCACACCGGCGAGAAGCCCUUCGAGUGCCCCGAGUGUGGCGAGGCGUUCAGCCAGGCCUCGCACCUCGCCAAGCACCGCCGCAGCCACCUGCCCAAGGCCGUGCGGCCGUCGCCCCUCGCCAGGACGCGGCUCGCUGGGGACACGCCUGGAGCGCACAGCGGUGAGGACCCCAAAGGACUGACACCCCCCUCAGUGUGAUGGAGAGACAAGAGGGGAAACUUGUCUUGGAGACAAGCCAAGGGACACCAAGUAACAGGGGUGGGAGACAGGGGUGCUUUGUCAUGGCACAGGGUGGCAUUUAUCUGCCCUGGUGUCUUCCCCCAGCAAUGGGUGAGCGUUGCACCUGCUGCAGUCCAGACCCCAGAAAAGGGACAACCUGGGGGAGAAGGAGCCUAUUCCCGAAGGAAAGGGUGCUUGGCUCCAUCGGGGAAGGGUGGGGGAACCAGGGCUGGUUCUGAUGUGAAAAUCCAGUGGUGUUGUGCCCACUUGGUGCUGCCAGCGGAUGGGAGAAGGGGAUGGAGAUGCUCAGGGUGAGCAGGAGGUGCUGCAGGGCAGGAAUAAACUGGGAGCCCCACAUCUCAUGGACAGCUGUGUCUCUUUGUGCUCUAAUGCUUCCCCUGCUCCAGGCAGGAAACCUCACAAGCAACAACUUCUUCUCCAGAGACAAAACCACAUGGACAGACAUGGCGGGGUUUUGCUUUUUGGCUCGACUGUUUUCUCCUUUAUUAACUGUCACUCUAAGCCCAGGAAACAUGGCCUGGCUUCUCCAGCAUUCCCACCUUAAUGCAUCACA
Oenanthe melanoleuca is the source of this 2241-nucleotide messenger RNA. Its product is annotated as zinc finger protein CKR1-like. Bases 222 to 1646 code for a protein of 474 amino acids. Gene Ontology annotation, cellular component: nucleus. NCBI's taxonomy places the organism in Eukaryota, Metazoa, Chordata, Aves, Passeriformes, Muscicapidae. The record is from RefSeq and is a predicted model, not a curated record. The transcript has 3 exons. Gene Ontology annotation, biological process: regulation of DNA-templated transcription.